AUUCUAAAAAAGUCCGCUUUCUCCUUUUUAUAACCGUGACAUGAUGAACUUUGACCUCAGUGUUCCACACGUGCUUUUUUUAAUUUUUUGGUGUAGCAUGCAUGAUAGCGAACUGGCGGAGAAAAUGAGCAAAAAAGGGAAAAAUAGCUCACGAUCGGCAAAAUUAAAACGGCCCAUAACAGACACCCAAGCGGAGGAGGAUGAGAAGUUCGCAUGCUUUAGUGAGGAAACAUCCCAUGUUGACGAGGACAGUGAUUUGUCAGACAGUGAAGAAAGUGUCUUCUCUGGACUUGAAGAUUCUGGGAGCGACAGCGAUGAGGAAAGUUUUCCAGAGUUGAAGUUGGAGUUGGAUUCGGGUGAAGGAAGCUCCCGGGAGGAUGAGCCCGAUGGUAGCAGUGGAGGUGAAGGGGAGAAAGUGAAGAAAGACUUGAAGAAAAGCAAAAAGAAGCUACAACCAAAGAGCCAAACACUGUCCCUGAAGAAGGUAGCAAAUGAAGAAAAAGAAGGGGAGAAUGGAAACUUGGAGCCCCAUAGUAAAACAGCACAGCAGCCCAUCAGUGUUCCAAAAGAUGAGUACGAACAGGACACUUCAGAUGAGGAGGAUAUUCGGAAUACAGUUGGAAAUAUACCUAUGGAAUGGUACAAAGAUUAUCCCCAUAUUGGAUAUGAUUUGAACGGAAAAAAGAUUUUCAAGCCAAUCCGAAACAAGGAUGAAUUAGAUGAGUUUUUAGACAAAAUGGAAAGCCCUGAUUACUGGCGCACAGUUCAUGACAAAGUGAUUGGCAGUGAUAUUAAACUAACUGAUGAACAAGUCCAGUUGGUGCAUCGCCUACAGAAAGGGCAAUUUGGAGAUGUUAAUUUCAAUCAAUAUGAGCCAGCAGUGGAUUUCUUUACUCAUGAAACUAUGAUCCACCCAGUAACUAACCGCCCUGAAGAUAAACGUAGCUUUAUUCCUUCACUCAUUGAGAAAGAAAAGGUUUCAAAGCUAGUCCAUGCAAUAAAGAUGGGAUGGAUCAAACCUCGUAGGCCCAAGGAAACAGCCCCACAGUAUUAUGACCUUUGGGCAAAGGAAGAUUCCAGUGCCAUUUUGGGAAGACACAAAAUGCAUGUACCUGCACCAAAAAUGAAGUUGCCAGGGCAUGAAGAGUCCUAUAACCCUCCUCCUGAGUACCUCUUUUCUGAGGAAGAGAAAUUAGCUUGGGAGCAGCAGGAACCUGAGGAAAGAAAACUAAAGUUCAUUCCGCAGAAGUUUUCAAGCCUACGUACUGUUCCAGGCUUUUCCCGUUUUAUCCAAGACAGAUUUGAACGGUGUCUGGAUCUGUAUCUCUGCCCACGCCAGCGAAAGAUGAGAGUAAAUGUGGACCCAGAAGAUUUGAUUCCAAAACUGCCAAAACCAAAGGAUCUCCAGCCCUUUCCCACUACACUGUCAUUGGUCUACCGUGGGCACACAAACUUAGUACGAUGCAUUAGCAUGUCUCCCAGCGGGCAGUGGCUUGCUUCUGGCUGUGAUGAUUGCACUGUCAAGCUGUGGGAAGUCAGCACAGCUCGCUGUUUGAAAACCAUCAAAGUAGAGGGAGCUGUAAAAAGUAUUGCGUGGAAUCCCAACCCAGCAUUUAGCCUGCUUGCAUUUUCUGUGGAACAGAGUGUUAUUUUAUUGAACCCUUUCCUGGGAGACAAAAUUGUUUCCAAUGCCACUGAUCUCUUGAUCUCUUCAUAUGUGGAGCCAGAGGAAGAGAAAUCCCAAAGCGUUAAGUGGGUCUCAUCAGAGGGUGAAGAAUUUAAUCAAGGUUUCCGAAUCACUAUUAGACAUCCAAAGCAUGUUAAGCAAGUCACCUGGCAUGGCAAGGGUGAUUAUUUUGCCUCUGUUCUCUUGGACAAUGGAAAUAUGCAAGUCUUAAUUCACCAGCUAAGUAAAAGACGAAGCCAGUGCCCUUUCAAUAAGGCAAAGGGGUUGGUUCAGUGUGUCUCUUUUCAUCCUCUCCGACCCUUCUUUUUUGUGGCUACUCAACGUUAUGUGCGAGUCUACAAUCUCAUUAAGCAAGAACUAACCAAAAAGCUGGUAGCAAGCUGCAAGUGGAUUUCUAGUAUGGAUAUCCAUCCGGGAGGUGACAACAUUAUUUGUGGAAGUUAUGACAGUAAGCUAACCUGGUUUGAUCUUGAUUUGUCUACAAAGCCUUAUAAAGUUCUGCGGCACCACAAGAAAGCGCUCAGAGGUGUGGCAUUCCAUAAGCAUUACCCACUUUUUGCCUCCUCUUCUGAUGAUGGAAGUAUUAUUGUCUGCCACGGCAUGGUUUAUAAUGACCUUCUUCAAAACCCUCUGAUAGUGCCUGUAAAGGUUCUCAAGGGACAUGAAAUUACAAGAGACCUGGGAGUACUGGAUGUACUUUUCCAUCCCACCCAGCCUUGGGUGUUUUCAUCAGGAGCAGAUUCCACAAUACGACUUUAUACCUAAUUUGGCUGCCUUUUGGAUUAAAAUUGUUUCUCUUUGGUAUUGUAACUUGGUUAACACGAAUUUUACCUGUAUUAUAAAACUCUUUGGUGUAACUUUGUCUAAGAAGUAAAAGUUAUCAAGAUGUGCAUUUUUAUAUAAUGAAAAAGCUAGAAAAAAGUUUGGCAGUGUAAUUUUGUCAUUUUUUUUGCGUAUAUGUUAAUGAAUGACAUUGCAAAUGCGGUCUCUUUUACAAAUGCAAUAUGCUUAUGAAUUUUAAAUAUCAUAGGCUUAUAAAUUUUUGCCAAUAAACUUUCUUCAAAGAAAUAAA
Messenger RNA from Erpetoichthys calabaricus (reedfish), 2759 nucleotides. RefSeq names its product BOP1 ribosomal biogenesis factor (gene bop1). The coding region runs from base 41 to 2452 and encodes 803 amino acids. Gene Ontology annotation, molecular function: ribonucleoprotein complex binding; protein binding. The transcript has 16 exons. The record is from RefSeq and is a predicted model, not a curated record. Lineage: Eukaryota; Metazoa; Chordata; Cladistia; Polypteriformes; Polypteridae. Gene Ontology annotation, biological process: maturation of LSU-rRNA from tricistronic rRNA transcript (SSU-rRNA, 5.8S rRNA, LSU-rRNA); ribosome biogenesis. Gene Ontology annotation, cellular component: preribosome, large subunit precursor; PeBoW complex.